Alnus glutinosa is the source of this 1853-nucleotide messenger RNA. Its product is annotated as protein PSK SIMULATOR 1. NCBI's taxonomy places the organism in Eukaryota, Viridiplantae, Streptophyta, Magnoliopsida, Fagales, Betulaceae. The transcript has a single exon. The record is from RefSeq and is a predicted model, not a curated record. Gene Ontology annotation, biological process: positive regulation of growth. Bases 166 to 1524 code for a protein of 452 amino acids.
CAAACAUCCCACGAGGCCACGAGCUUAACACCUGCGUCUUCAAGCUCCUCUUUCAUCCUUAUCUCUGCCACUCGCAUUCUUCAAUUAUUUCUCUCUCUGAUCAAACUUACCCACCAAAUUCUUCCUCUUCUUGUUCUUCUUUCUUCUUAUCAGAGAUUUCUAAAUAUGGCUCUCGAAACUUUGCUAAUUAAGGUAAAGACGGCGAUAUCCAGCAGUUUUGAUGUGGUGCGACCGUCAGCACCGAAGCCAAAACUACUAAAGAAGACGAACGUCGGCGUUUUGGCGUUCGAGAUCGCUGGCCUCAUGUCGAAGCUCCUCCACCUGUGGCAAGCCCUGUCGGACAAGAACACAGCCCGCCUCCGCAACGAGUCAAUCUCUCUGGAGGGAGUCCAGAAGAUCGUCUCCAACGACGAAGCUUUCCUCCUCGGCCUUGCGUGCGCAGAGCUGGUGGAGAAUCUCCGGCUCGUCGCGAAGUCGGUCUCUAGAAUAACAAAGAAAUGUGACGACCCGAAUAUCCGGCGCUUCGAACCGUUGUUCGACGAGUUCGCCAACUGGGGCCCGGACCCGCACGGCUGGGUUCUAAGCUUGAAAGAAAUGGAAGCCAGAGUUAAGAAGAUGGACAGAUACGUCACCGUCACGGCCACGCUGUACAGAGAAAUGGACGAGCUUUCUGUUAUGGAAAGUGGAUUAAGCAAAUCGUUGAAGUGUAAGGAAAAGGAGUCAACGAUUUGUGAUCUCCAGCAGAAGAUUUUCUGGCAAAGACAGGAGGUUAAGUAUAUGAAAGACAGAUCGCUAUGGAAUCGAAGCUUUGAUACUGUUGCCGCCAUGCUUGUACGGUCUACUUUCACCGUCCUGGCAAGGAUCAAACAUGUUUUUGGUAUAGGACAAUUUCCACUUUCUCUGACUCGCAGCCUUUCAGCUUCGGCCGCCGUGCACCCAUUAAUGAAAAGCUCAAAGCCUGAGGAAAAGUCGAAAGAUUUGGGUGAUGGGUUUUUCGAGACUAACUCCAAGCUCCUAAAGCCGCCGGAAACGACGCUAAGCUCCGCAGCUUUAGCGCUACACUACGCGAAUUUGAUCGUAGUGAUAGAGAAGAUGAUCAAGUCACCGCAAUUGGUCGGCGUGGAUGCGAGGGACGAUCUUUACGCGAUGUUGCCGAUUAGCAUACGAUCCUUGCUGCGGGCAAGGUUGAAGGGAUCCGUGGGAUUCUCGGCGAGCGAUCCAGCGCUUGCCGGAGAGUGGAGGGAGGCUUUGGGAAGGAUCUUGGGCUGGUUGUCGCCGUUGGCACAUAAUAUGAUAAAAUGGCAAAGUGAAAGGAGCUUUGAGCAGCAAAAUUUGGUGCCCAAAACGAAUGUUCUACUUCUACAGACGCUGUUUUUCGCCAACAAGGAGAAGACCGAGGCCGCCAUUGCUGAGCUGUUAGUGGGUCUGAACUACAUUUGGAGGUUUGAGAGGGAGAUGACUGCUAAGGCCUUGUUUGAAUCCGCCAACUUCAAUGGGAUCUUGAAUGUGAAGAAGUCCAGCUAAGGAGAUAAUGCAUGGCUUUUCUUUCUUUCUUUCUUUCUUUUUUUUUUUUUUGGGGGGGGGGGGUUCUAAUUUUGUUAAUUUCUGAUAUUCUAUCCUGGUUGAUUUUAGUUUAAACUGAGUUCCAGAUCAAUCUUUAAGGGUUUGUUUUGCUUGUAACCCUGAUCUGCAUGUAUAUGGUAAUACAAAUGUCUGUAAAUGAUUUUGAGUAAUCCAAACAAUGCGAGGGGCUUUAAAUAUACAUUUCUCAGUCAUGCAUGUGAAAUUAUUGUUAUUUAUCAUCAUUUUUAUUAAAAUAUGUUGGCACCAUUAAUGGAUCCAGAUUCAGUUCA